AUGGAUAGUGGAAAGAGCAAAUGGAAGAACUAUUCAACGAUCAAGAAUUUAGUGGUUUCUUUAUCUUUUGAAAGCCUUCCUCCAAAAUCUUCAAGAAUGGAGGGUGCUACAAUCAUUUUUUUGUCGAAGAGUAAAUCAUGGCAUUGUGUUGGAUCAGAUGAAAAACCCCAGCAAAAUCAUGAUGAGUACAAAACAAGGUAUAAGAUUGCCCCUAAAGGUUGUUUUUCAGUGUAUGUUGGUCCUGCGAAACAAAGAUUUGUCAUCAAGGCAAAAUGUGCUAAUCAUCCGCUGUUCAAGAUGCUGAAUUGGAGUAUGCAUGUAGCAAUGAAGGCCCUCUUUUGCUUCCAUGUGAUAUUGAUCUUUUUUUACAAAGUUUUGGCUGAGAUGGAUAGCGGGAAAGAGGCCAUGGUUGAUGAUUCUGAUUCAUCAGCCGGUGGUGGAUUUGCAUAUGGCUCCCGCAGUCCUUUUAGUCCAUACGAACUUCUCACUCCCUCCAGAUUGCUGAACAUCAAUUAG
Molecule: messenger RNA, 516 nt
Organism: Coffea arabica (coffee)
Lineage: Eukaryota; Viridiplantae; Streptophyta; Magnoliopsida; Gentianales; Rubiaceae
Biological process (GO): response to auxin
Source: RefSeq, a predicted model, not a curated record